AUGGUGAUGUCAUCGUACGACGUGGUCACCUUAUCCGUUGAGGGUCACUCACGAGCCCUUGUCGUCAAAAUAAAGCCACUUGAUCUUGCCUUGGAGAAUCACACAGUCAUUGAGUAUCCUCAGGGCAAAACCUAUGUGCUGCUAAAUCAGACCCAUCUUGGUGCAUAUUCGAAUGGUGACAGAUCUGCUAUAACGUACAAGAUCACCAGUGGACCUGAAAACGGAACCUUCUACUGGGUGGCUGGUGAAAAAGAAGCGAAGCUGUUUACUCAGAAGGAUAUUGAUGAUGGAAAAAUCCUGUACGCUCAACUCAAUAUGCAUUCUUAUAAGGACAGUUUUGAGUUUCUUCUGGCCAACUCCGAGAAGGGAGUGGUACGAAAUCGAUCAGAAAUUCGUGUGAAAUCGUUGGUUACUGCUCAGCCGGUGAUUGUGGAAACUAACACUGCGGUUCCACUGACGCCCAGUCAACUCAACGCCACCGCUCUACAGGGUUCAACUCCCCGGUUUCUUGUCACUGCUACCCCUCGUUACGGUAGAAUUUCUCUCGAUCCCGUAUUGAAUCAUUCAGCACUUUUCUUCACUUUCCCGGAUAUCCUCCGAGGCCGUGUGUAUUAUCAGGCCUUUGCUACCGAUAGAGAGGUCACUGAAGAGCUGGAGUUGGAAGUUCGUGCGGAUAGUGUACAGCCGGCUCGUCUUAUUCUUCCCAUCACUAUCAUUCCAAGUGAUGUGGACGUGCAAGAGCGAUCCGAGAAGGAGAAAGCUUCUGACGGCAAACGGAAAGAGACGCGAUUUCCAAAAUCGCGUUUGAUACCGGCUAGUGAUCAGCUCCCGGUGAUCGUACUGGUGGUGGUGCUGUUCAUCACCGUGUUUAUACUGCUGUGUCGUCGUAAACGGCCUAAACCAAAAUUAGAUACCCCACAAGAGCAACAAACACCUACGCCUAAGACGUCAUUGCAGGAAAAACCGGAUCUGCUAGGUAAUCCUAAACACACUCUUUUCCGAUUAUUUUAG
Ostertagia ostertagi is the source of this 1011-nucleotide messenger RNA. The record is from the annotation of a GenBank genome assembly. NCBI's taxonomy places the organism in Eukaryota, Metazoa, Nematoda, Chromadorea, Rhabditida, Trichostrongylidae.